AAUGCGAAGGUAACUGAUCUAUAUUUACCAUUUGAGAUAACAGUUAGAAGAGUCAGAAAAUUGCACGCUUACUUGGUUGUAGGUCUAUUUCAGGAGCCCCUUUAUGUUAAUGCUCGGCAAUACCAUCGAAUCCUCAAAAGAAGAGCUGCUCGUCAGAAAUUGGAAGCAGAAGGGCGGUUACCAAAGAAGAGACAAAAAUAUCUUCAUGAAUCGCGACAUCAGCAUGCGCUUGCUAGAGUUCGUGGGGAGGGAGGCAAGUUCGAUAAGGGAAGGCACCUAGGUAGUGUUUUUUGUUUUCGUAUUUAUGUUGUUUUAGCUGUUUUCGUAAUUGCUUAUCCUCAACCAAUUUCUUUUUACUCAGAGUUUUACUCUACAGACAGCAUGUUGGACCAUAACGGAUCAGGUGCUCACGAAUCUGUGUCUGACAUGGAAGCUAACCAAAAACGCACCCGGUUUCUUCCAGUACGUGAUUUGAAGUAA
This is a messenger RNA of Haemonchus placei, 480 nucleotides long. The record is from the annotation of a GenBank genome assembly. NCBI's taxonomy places the organism in Eukaryota, Metazoa, Nematoda, Chromadorea, Rhabditida, Trichostrongylidae.